Molecule: messenger RNA, 2783 nt
Organism: Lingula anatina
Lineage: Eukaryota; Metazoa; Brachiopoda; Lingulata; Lingulida; Lingulidae
Cellular component (GO): cytoplasm
Molecular function (GO): kinase activity; pseudouridylate synthase activity; hydrolase activity, acting on glycosyl bonds
Source: RefSeq, a predicted model, not a curated record
UUACCUUCCUGGACACCUUCUCUGCCUCUGAGAAAAGACUGGUUUCCACAAGGCCAAAGGAAUGCAUGCCAAACAGGUGGCUUCACCACAUGUGUCGUACCUCUUCGUAGCUCGCCAUUGUUUUUUGGUAGGAAUGUAUUGGAUGUAAAAUUUCUUGACCAAUUUCAGUCGGGUUAGGAGUAAGUACGUGUUAGAGACCAUACAUGCUUUGUUUCGAUACUUAGCCAGACACCCUGUUACCACCAUGCGACUUCUGACUUUAUACAGAGGGGCGUGUCUCCUAAGGAACGCUACCACUCUCAGGGUGCAACCUCAACAGCGAUACCUGUCACAUGGACUUCUCCAGUACUCUAGGGAGGUGUCACAAGCCUUGCAAAACGACAUCCCAGUGGUGGCCUUGGAGAGCACGAUCAUAACACAUGGAAUACCAUUCCCUCAGAAUAUACAAAUAUACAGUCUGGAUGGGGAUCAGCUUGAAAGUCUGACUAAAGAGGGCACCAGUGCUGUCAAGACAUCCCGCAGAGACAUGGCUUGGGUUCUGAGUCAGGGUUUCACAGGUGGUCUGACAGUGGCUGGCACCAUGAUAGCUGCCCACAAAGCCGGUAUCCAGGUGUUUGUGACAGGGGGCAUUGGUGGAGUACACAGGGGAGCUGAGACAUCCCUGGACAUCAGUGCUGACCUGACGGAGCUUGGCAGGACACCCAUCACAGUGGUAUCUUCAGGGGUCAAGUCUAUACUGGACAUUGAGAGGACAUUAGAAUACUUGGAGACUGAAGGUGUUUGUGUGGCUGCCUAUGGCCCCAGCACGCACUUCCCAUCCUUCUUCACCCCGCGGAGUGGUCACCAUGCUCCCCACAGUGUAAAUUCCCCUGCUGAAGCUGCCAGAAUGAUAUAUACUAGCUUGCAAUUAGAGCUGGACAGUGGAGUACUUAUAGCAGUUCCCAUCCCUGAAGAUGACUCUGUGUCACAUUUAGAGAUUGAACAGGACAUUCAGAAUGCUAUUAUAGAGGCGGAACAUAAAAACAUCAAGGGGAAAGAAGUGACACCUUACCUGUUAAAGAGGGUACAUGAGAUGACACAGGGAGACUCCUUAAGAGCCAAUAUGGCUCUGAUAAGAAACAAUGCAGACAUUGGCAGCAAAAUUGCCAUAGAAUUAGCAAAACUCCAAAACCAAAGUUCUGGCCACCAGAGGCCGACACCGCAGCCCAGGUCAGCAGGAAGUUUGCAUCCAGCACCAUCUGGUGGGGAGCAAGGAAGGCCUGUCGUUAUAGGUGGCACCAUUGUAGACUUCACAAUCACCGCCACAGACCCCAAUCUCAAGGAAGAUGGUGGAAGCUACCCUGGUCACAUGAGGCAGUCGUUUGGUGGAGUCGGGAGGAAUCUAGCGGAUGGAUUAGCUCGCCUUGGCUCCAAUCCUUUCUUCAUAUCGGCCAUUGGUACAGAUGGGCAUGCCGAGUCCAUGUUGAACUACUGUAGUCACAUGGACUGCAGUGGUAUUGCGCAGCAUGAGACCUACUCCACUGCCACCUAUUGUGCAAUUCUAAGACACAGCGGUGAGUUGAUGUAUGGUGUGGGGGACAUGGAGAUUCAUUCCACCAUCACACCCGAAUACAUUGCCAGAUACGAGGCCAAGCUGUGUCAAGCUCCCAUAGUUCUUAUUGAUGGAAAUAUCCCAGAAUCCUCUAUGGAAUAUGUCUGCAACGUCUGUGAUAGAAAUCAAGUACCAGUAUGGUUUGACCCCACUGACCUCCACAAGGCAGAGAAGCCGUUUCACAGCGAUGCCUUCACCAAGAUCACGUACACGUCCCCGAAUAUCAAUGAACUGAGACACAUGAGGCGGGGGUUGAUGGGAGGGACGGGGGAGAUUGAAACAGGCCAGACAGAUGACUUACCUCUGAAUGCCUUGCUAGAAGAAAGUGUGGAAAUAUGCAGACAGUUAAUAGAAUACAUUCCAACCAUCUUAGUGACUUUAGGAAAGCAUGGUAUUUUACUGUGCAGGAACACUAGCCAAGACAAUCCAUUCCCAUACAAAGGAAAAAUUGUGCCAUCUGAAGGAGCAUUGACUGCCAUGUAUUGUCCAGCGUAUGCACAGGGCCAGCAACAGGUGCCCCUGGUCAGUGUAUCUGGAGCAGGAGACAGUAUGGUAGCAGCCAUAGUCCACAGUUUACUUAGAGACAUUCCAGCUGCAGACUGUAUCAAAUAUGGACUUCUUGCCGCUACCCUCUCACUACAAUCCCAUCAUGCAAUAAUACCAAGCAUGCACCAGAAGUUACAGGAACACAGCAUCAAAGACAUGAACUGGCAAGACAGUCACUUAGAGAUAUGAGGACACUACUAGUCUGAUCACCUGAAUACCACUCACAGAGAGUGGAGACCUCCACCAAGGCAGCUCAGGUCAAUUAACGUUCUUAUUUGGUUAAUAAUUAGUGAAUUGAUUAAUAGAGAGUGGAGACCUCCGCCAAGGCAGCUAAGAUCAAUAAGUAUUAAUUAAUAAGUAUUAAUAAGUAUUGUAAAUUAUUAAUUAGUGAAUUAAUUAGUAAAUUAAUAAAAUAUAACCAGUUAUUAUGCUAGCCUAUUUCUAUAACAUAUAAAAUGUAUAAUAAUUCAAUAUAUAACAAAACAAUUUAUUCCGUGUCAGUUUUUAAAAACAGUAUAACUGCAAUCACUGGCUAAUUAUCAUGAACAUAAAAAUGGUCUGUGUCUACUAUUAAACAGUAAAAUGGUCUAUGAGAGUAUUCACAUUGAGUAAAGCCGGGGUCUAGCAAGGCCGAGACCUAAUUAUG